UUUUCCGAUUAAGUACUCCCUCCAUUAAACAACAAUAACAACCCAUCACUACUACCAGUUCAAAUUUUAAAACUUGAAUAAUUACCCACUCUCUAUUAAUUACCCCCUCCAGCGACAGAUUGAAACAGGACACCAAGGGUAGUUAUUCAAGAAAAUACAGUAAUCUAUGUAAUAUCAUUUAAUUAAUUUUUAGUACAUUAAUUAAAAUGGUCUAUGAAGUUGCUAGAACCCUCACCAAUAUAAAUAUAUAUAACAAUUGGGCCAGGAUGAACUUACACAACUGGCGACGACUUUUUCGACGACGGUUAAGAGACGGUCCUGCCGUCUACUAUAGUUGUAGAAUUCAUGUUAUUAUGGUGGCGGGGAGAUGGAGAAACUGUUUAUGUAGACUUAGAGUUCAGUUCUUGGACACGGGGGAAGUAACACUGGCUUACCAAAAUAGGCACAAUGAAACAGAACAAAAAACUCCUCCACAUGUUUGGGAUUGCCCUAUUUUUCCGGAGGGGCCUGGAGCAAAAAUUAGUGAUCCGACAUUACGUGGACCAACUCCUGGUGGCACUCUUGAAGUAAAACAAUGGGGUUCUCGUUCAAUUGCUGAUUUAACUAAAUUUCUUGAUGUUUUUGCUUUUCGAAAACAGCAAAAUAAUCAAAAACAACAACAAACACUUGGAUUUAAUUUUUAUGGAAUGAGUCAAGUACAGUACAGCAUUUAUGCACAUUCUAAUUUUCUUGACGUUUUUUGGAGCUUAACAACAGCUAUUGAAGUUAGAUUAUAUGAUGAUAAAUUAGCUACUUUCAGGGAAUUUUUGGAUAAAACACAGUAUACCGAAGACAAUGUUGCUAGUUAUGAAUGGAUAUUUGGGACAGAUUUUACCAGCCCAGGUGGAGUAAAUGAAAACAGAAGAGUACUUAAAUAUUUCCGUCAUUUACGCCCAGGCCAACAAAUGCUUGAUAUUGGUGUUGGAAUUGGUGGUGGAGCUAGACAAGCUGCUAGGGAGUUUGGUCUUCAAGUACUUGGUUGUGAUCUUUCUUCAAAUAUGAUUCAACAUGCUUUUGAUCGUAAUCAACGUGACAAAGAUCAUCGUGUUGAAUAUCAAAUUGCUGAUGCUAUGGUUUAUCGUUAUGAAGCUAAUGCUUUUGAUAUUGUAUUUGGUAGAGAUUGUAUUCAACAUAUUAAAGACACAAAAAGAUUAUUUAGAAAUAUUUAUACAUGGCUUAAACCUGGUGGACGAGUACUUGAUACAAUGUAUGGAAAAGGACAUGGAGUUCUCUCUCCAAAAUUUCAUGAAUAUGUUCGUAAACGGCAAUAUGCACUAAAAACUUUGGAAGAAUAUAGAGAAAUUGCUCAUAGUGUUGGGUUAACAAAUAUUUACACAGAAAAUAUGACUAAACGUUUGAGAGAAAUUUUAGUAAUUGAACGUGAUAGAGCAGUUGAAAAUAAAGAGGAAUUUAUUCAAAAAUUUAGUGAAAAACGUUAUUCAAAAUUAGUUGAGGGUUGGGCAGAUAAAUUACAAUUUGUUGAUGAAGAUAAUCAAAAUUGGUUGUUACUUCGUGCGGAGAAACCGGUGCAUCCACAUGCUUAUUUAACAGAAGCUGGAGCCUAAAACAAAUUAUUUUAGAUAAAAAAUGAUGAAAAAAAAUUAUUUU
Messenger RNA from Meloidogyne enterolobii, 1647 nucleotides. The record is from the annotation of a GenBank genome assembly. Lineage: Eukaryota; Metazoa; Nematoda; Chromadorea; Rhabditida; Meloidogynidae.